AUGAUUGUGAUCAUUACAGGCGCCCGGCAUCCACAGCAGCAGUUCAAGUUACCUCCUGAUGUCAGUAUGGAUAUUGAGAAUACCCAUGAGCCACUGCCCACUCCUCCUCCUAAUGAGUCAGACAACUACAAACUGACUCAUAACCCACGUGGUUGGUGCGUGGUCUUCAACAAUGAGAUCUUCACAGGAACACAUCUGAAGGAUCGAAAAGGAACUCAGAAGGAUGCAGAUGCUCUGAAUGCAGUGUUCACUCGCUUAGGUUUUCAAGUGAAGAUACACAACAACUGUACUGCAGAGCAGAUGAAGAAGAAAAUAAAUGAUCUUGGCAGGAUUAAUUUUACAAGUGAUGAUGCCUUGGUGGUGUUCGUGCUUUCACAUGGAGAAAAGGAGUGUGUCUUUGGCACUGAUGGGGAAAGGGUGCUCCUGAAAGAGCUGACGGACCCCUUUACAAGUAAAAGAGCCUCAACCUUGACAGGGAAGCCCAAACUCUUCUUCAUUCAAGCCUGUCAAGGUGAUGGAUACCAGAAAGGAUACCCUGACGACUCAAGCCCUGAUGAGACAGUGCCUGAGCUAGCAGACUUUCUGAUCGGCAUGGCCACAGUAGAGGAGUGCAAGUCCUUUCGAAACACACUCACAGGAUCUAUCUACAUCCAGGAGCUGUGCAAACAGCUGAAAAUAGCAGCGGAAAGACAGGAGAUGGACGAUAUCCUCACUGUCCUGACACGUGUGAACAGGGAGAUCAGCAAAGGAGAGUAUUCAACCCACAAACCAAUGCCAGAGCCCAAAUACACUCUCACCAAGAAGCUUGUCCUCAAAUAUAUAUGA
Neolamprologus brichardi is the source of this 825-nucleotide messenger RNA. The record is from RefSeq and is a predicted model, not a curated record. Lineage: Eukaryota; Metazoa; Chordata; Actinopteri; Cichliformes; Cichlidae.